This is a messenger RNA of Alternaria incomplexa, 969 nucleotides long. RefSeq lists its product as uncharacterized. The coding region runs from base 1 to 969 and encodes 322 amino acids. NCBI's taxonomy places the organism in Eukaryota, Fungi, Ascomycota, Dothideomycetes, Pleosporales, Pleosporaceae. The record is from RefSeq and is a predicted model, not a curated record. The transcript is spliced from 4 exons. Gene Ontology annotation, cellular component: Rpd3S complex; NuA4 histone acetyltransferase complex; nucleus. Gene Ontology annotation, biological process: chromatin organization; regulation of DNA-templated transcription.
AUGGCGCCCGCAGCUGCGCCAGAGCCUUCCUUCAAGAAAGAUGAAAAGGUCUUUUGUUUCCACCAUGAGUUGCUAUACGAGGCCAAGGUGCUCGAAGUCAGGCCUGUAGAAGAAGACAAGAAGAAUGGCUUCGAAUACAGAGUCCACUACAAGGGCUGGAAGAACACCUGGGACGACUGGGUUCCUGAGGACCGGCUUCGCAAGCUGUCUCCCGAGAACCGAGAGUUGGCCAAUAACCUCAGGCACGAGAUGCUGGCAGCCCAGCGUGCCGCAAGAGCCCAGCCCGCACCUGCGAAAAAGAAGGCUCAAGGUUCGGCGCGCGGUAGCGAAGAGCGCCAAACCUCCGUCACUGCUGCACCACGCGGUCAGAAGAGGGUGCGGGACAAUGACUUAGAGAAGGAAGAAGCAUUCCAGAACAAGCUGGCUGUUAGGAUCUACAUGCCAGAUCGGCUAAAGAGCCUCCUAGUCGACGACUGGGAGAACAUCACUAAGAACCUGCAGCUGGUUCAGCUGCCUUCAGCUUACCCUGCAGGCGUCAUACUGGAUGAGUACAUGAAGCAUGUCAAAGACAACAGCAACCGCACCAGCAUCGAGCAGGACAUCCUCGAGGAAGUCAUAGCUGGACUGAAGGAGUACUUCAAUAAGAGCGUCGGGCGCCUUCUUCUGUACCGGUUUGAGCGCGAGCAGUUCUACGACAUCUGGACGCGCGUCAAUUCGCCGACGGAUGAUCUUGCAGCAAAGCCGCUGGCUGACAUCUAUGGCGGCGAGCAUCUUCUGCGUCUUCUGGUCACAAUGCCCGAACUCAUCGCGCAAACCAACAUGGAUCACCAGGCCGUCACGCGCUUGCGUGAGGAGCUCAGUCAAAUGACGACGUGGCUCUCCAAGGAAGCUCAGAUCAACACCUUCUUUGUGCCUACCUAUGAGAGCCCCGGACAGGCCUACAUCGACAAGGUCAAGUCCAGCACUUAG